AUGAAACAUUUUCUCGAAGUAUAUAAUUCCUCAACACAUUCUACAACAGGACAUACACCAAAUUCAAUGACACAACAACAAGAAGAAAAGUAUAUACAAAAGAAACGAAGCCAAACACAAAAUAUCAGAAAUUCAACACAAUUUACCCUCAUUCCUGGUACAAAAGUUCGUGUAGUUCUUGACGACAAACCGUUGACAAAGAAACGUUUAAGGUUAAGUCGAAAUUAUUAUAUCGUAGACUCUACGCAAGGUAAUGGAUAUCUUAUAAAAGCUGCUGACGACUCCAUUGCAUUUUACCCUCGACAUAAAUUAGUCGAAAGUAGUAAUGGCAAACUUGCUGAAACCAUUGACGAAGCAAAGCGAGGAGUGGUUAUUGAAAUACUUGGCUAUAACAUAAACGAUGACACUUAUAAAGUAAGAUAUGAAGGAGGCGUUGAAGAUGUUAUACCAUCUAAGAACUUGAGAGAAUCUAAACCAACUCAUCUGGGACCAUUAGAGUGGGAGUACUGGAAAGAUAAAAAUAAGCCAGAAAGAAUAAGAAAAUUCUUCUAA
This is a messenger RNA of Trichomonas vaginalis G3, 552 nucleotides long. Its product is annotated as integrase core domain containing protein family. NCBI's taxonomy places the organism in Eukaryota, Parabasalia, Trichomonadida, Trichomonadidae. Bases 1 to 552 code for a protein of 183 amino acids. The transcript has a single exon. The record is from RefSeq and is a predicted model, not a curated record.